Gadus macrocephalus (Pacific cod) is the source of this 9299-nucleotide messenger RNA. It is a transcript of the gene dnah6, whose product is annotated as dynein, axonemal, heavy chain 6. Gene Ontology annotation, cellular component: dynein complex. Gene Ontology annotation, biological process: microtubule-based movement. Lineage: Eukaryota; Metazoa; Chordata; Actinopteri; Gadiformes; Gadidae. Gene Ontology annotation, molecular function: dynein intermediate chain binding; dynein light intermediate chain binding; minus-end-directed microtubule motor activity. Bases 125 to 9097 code for a protein of 2990 amino acids. The record is from RefSeq and is a predicted model, not a curated record. The transcript is spliced from 60 exons.
UAAAGUUAACGCGGCAGGUGACAACCACCCACCACCGGCUCUUGGCAGGGGUUUAACGCUGCAAGUUUGAACCGAAAACCUACUCCUUUCACCUAGUCCACCACAAUAUAUACAUAACGAAGCCAUGUCUUCGGCCAGCCGAGCCGGACUACAGCAGCAUGGCGACCCAGGUCAGAGCGGCAGAGACCUGGCUGGAGGGAUAAUGUACACCGAAAAGCUUCCCGAGCUCCAACCCUCCAGAUGUUUACCAAAGCCAGCGGCCAACGUCAAAGAUAAGCAGACGCCGCUGAAGAACCAGCUCCGCCUCCUCCACACUCAGCCCGGCCGCGUGUGGAGACCGGCCCGCCACGGGAUGCUCCUCCCGGGAUGGGACACGCCGCCGCCGCCGCCGCCGCCGCCCUCGUCCUCCUUUCAUCAGCGCGCACCGCGGGAGGAAGGACUCCCAAAGCGAGCGUAUGCAAACACUUUACCGGAGCUACCGGCACAUGUCAAGGAAAAGAGGGCCCAGCUGGUGCAGAGAGGCGUCGCCGCGCCGACCCCCUCUCCGCCCAAUCAGCCGCCCGCCUCCAAGAGAACCAGAAGGCAGUCCCUCUCCGGCCUCUCCCGGGGCUCCCCCGCCGCGAGGCCCUCGCCCGCGGCGGCGGCGGCGGCGGUGGGGGACGCGGCCGUCCUCAGCCCCCCCGACAUAAUCAGACUCAUCCGGAGCAAACCGGACGUCGGCUUCCUCUACAUGACGUCGGCCGUGCCCAGGUCCUCCAUCAACUACGACCCUUUCUACCUGAAAAUCGUAACGUACGAGAACCUCCCCAAGCACGACUACCUCACGGUGAGCCUGGAAGGCGUGCUGUCCGUGACCGAGGACACGCACGACCACGUGCCCCUGGAGCGCUGGGAGCAGGAGUACCACCUCCACCGCCGUCUGCUGCUCAUCCCCACCUUCGCCCGCUUCCCCAAGUGGAGGGCCUUCCGCCUGUGGCGCAGCAACGUCCGCGCCAAGAAGAUCCACAAGGACAGGGAGUCACUGCAGGAGAGCCUCAUCAUCGUCAACAAGUCUCUCCGCCCGGCUCUGAUGGACAUACGGGAGAUGUGCUACUGCCUCAGCGACCUGGGUCUGUGCCACAGCGAGGCCGACCGCACCUACGGCCUGCGGGAGUUCCAGGAGAUCCAGCACCGACAUCUGGAAGAGGUGUCUUCGAGGCUGGAGGAGUUUCGGGAGCAGGUGAAGGCGGUGGCCAUGGACGCCUGCCGCAGUGCCAUGCGAGAGGAGGGAUACACACCGGACUCUGACCAAAGGAGGCUGAGCUACAUGGAAAAGCUCAAGAAGCAACACCACUGCAUUCGCCUCACGUGCUUUGUGCGGCUGAUUGACUACUUGGUGGUCCACACCAUGUACACCCUGAUGGCGAACUCUGUGGCCGGACUGCUGACGGCCUUCCAGGACCAGGUGGGUCAGACCCCCGGGCGGGCCAGCAUCCAGCGCUGGGGCCAGCGUGAGACCACCACAGAGGCCCCCUCUGAAGAGAAGACGGAGGGGACGGAGCAAACGGAGGAGGUGGUGGAGAUGGAGGAGGUGGAGGAGGGGCCGGCUCGGAGGUCUGCCGACGGUGACGCCGUCGCCCCCACCAGGCCCAUGUUCAGCACCGAGCUGAUGCUGGACACACAGACCCUCACCUACCAGCCGUCGCAGGACCACUUUCAGGAGACCAUAGGAGAAAUCCUGGGCCGCUGCCGGGAGACGGUGUUGUCUGUCGACACACUCGUGGCGGAUGAUUAUUUUAAUUCCUUUACUCAGCCCAUAAUUAACAACAAGGUGGAAGAGAAGACGUGUGGUGAGGGUCCCUGUUUGGAAGCCAUUCUAGAAGAUGACACCAACGUCAAGACCAUCAUCCAGAACAUCAAGCAAUCGCUGCAGGUGGCCUUUGACUCCGCCCAUGUAUACUCCUCCACCUUCGAGCACUUCUGGAACUUCUACAAGGAGAACGAGAGCCUCAAUCUGGAUGAACUGCAAACACAAGAUCACGACGUGGUGUUUUUUAGGGAAAGUCUCCAGAAGUAUCACUGGCAGUAUAAACAAGCCCUGGCCAUCACACAACAGAGACAACUGGGGCUGCUCCUAGUGGACACGGCUCAGCUGAAAAACAACCUCACCCCAUCUCCCCUACGCUGUCUGGAGACCGUCCAUGAGAUGCUGCCCCUGCUGGCCAAGAAGAGGCUGGACGCCAUCAUGUCCGAGUCCCUGGACGCCCAGAUCAGGCUGGGGGUCGUCCCCUCGGCCACCACCGAGUUCGUCAACUCCCUGACCUUCCUGGACGAGAUACAGGAAAGAAUCUCAGUGCUGGAGGAGCAGCAGGAGGUGGUGUCUCAGAUGUACCAUCUGAUCCAGACGUACGAGGUGCCCACGCCCCCAGAGGACCUGGCCAUGUUCGCCACGCUGGGCCCGUCCAUGACGGCCGUGCAGGGCGCCGUGGAGAAGGCGUCCGCGGAGAGGGACGCCAACGUGGACAAGUUCUGCACCUUCCUGCAGAGAGACAUCAAGGAGCUCAACCAGGAGGUCAAGGCCGUCAAGGAGAAGGCGCACGACGGUCAGAUCCUGGACAUCGCUGCUGACCCGGCCAGAGUGCGUCUGCUCCUGGGGACAUCCAGAUCUCCAUCGACGAGCUCCACGCCCAGGCCACCACCUACAGCUCCUACCAGAGGAGAUUCCAGAUACACAUGCAUGCAACUCCCCAGCUCCGGGGACCUGUGGGGCGUGUACAUGAACCUGGAGCACCAGCGGCUGGAGCCCUGGGAGGAGAUCCUGCCCUCCUUCCGGUUCCACAGGGACCAGGCCUUCUGCGACAUGCUGGUGCCCACCACCGACACCGUGCGCUACGGCUACCUCAUGCAGCGCCUGCUGUCCGUCCGCCGCUCCGUCCUCUUCACCGGCCUGACCGGGGUGGGCAAGUCGGUGGUGGCCCGUGGUCUGCUGAACGGGGUGCAGGAGGAGGCGGGCUACCUCCCCGUCUACAUCAACUUCUCGGCCCAGACGUCGUCCGCCCGCACCCAGGAGAUCAUAGAGUCCAAGCUGGACAAGAAGAGGAAGAACCUCCUGGGUGCUCCUGUCAAUAAGAAGGUGGUGAUCUUCGUGGACGAUCUCAACAUGCCCAAGCUGGACACGUACGGCUCCCAGCCCCCCAUAGAGCUGCUGAGGCAGUUCCAGGACUUCUCCGGCUUCUACGACCGGGAGAAGUUCUUCUGGAAGGAAAUAAAGGACAUGACCAUAGCGGCGGCCUGCGCUCCCCCCGGCGGGGGCCGUAACCCCGUCAGCCCCCGCUUCAUGCGCCACUUCAGCAUGCUGUGUCUGCCCACGCCCUCCGAGCACAGCCUCAAACGCAUCUUUAAUGCCAUCCUGAGCGGUUUCUUCAGUGACUUCCCCCAGGCGGUGCGGGGCUGCGCCGGCAGCAUCGUGAACGCCGCGGUGGAGAUCUACCAGCGCAUGAGCGUCGACCUGCUGCCCACGCCCGCCAAGUCCCACUACGUCUUCAACCUGCGCGACCUCUCCAAGUGUGUGCAGGGCAUGCUGCAGUGCCAGCCGGGCACGGUGAGGGACCAGACUCAGACUUUCCGUCUCUUCUGCCACGAGUGCCAGCGCGUGUUCCACGACCGGCUCAUCAACAACCAGGACAAGACCUACUUCAAUGUCAUCGUCUCGGAGAUGGCCAGCAAAUACUUCAACCUAAACCUGGAGCCCAGUUACUUUGUGACCAAGCCGAUCAUUUUCGGCGAUUUCAUUAAGAUGGGUGCUGCGAAGGAGGGGCGCGUGUACGAGGACCUGACGGACAUGGACCGGAUCCGGGCGGUUCUCCAGGACUACCUGGACGACUACAACAGCGUCUUCUCCAAGGAGACCAAGCUGGUGUUCUUCCAGGACGCGGUGGAGCACGUGGCCAGGAUAGCCCGUAUGAUCCGCCAGGAGCGCGGCAACGCCCUGUUGGUGGGCGUGGGCGGCACGGGCAAGCAGGCGCUGACCCGGCUGGCCUCGCACAUAUGCGGCUACACCUGCUUCCAGAUCGAGCUGAGCCGCGGCUACGGCUACGACAGCUUCCACGACGACCUGCGCCGCCUCUGCAAGAUGGCGGGCGUGGAGGAGCGAGACAUGGUCUUCCUCUUCACGGACACCCAGAUCGUGCUGGAGGAGUUCCUGGAGGACGUCAACAACAUGCUGAACUCGGGAGAGGUGCCCAACCUGUUUGAGAAGGACGAGCUGGAGCAGGUGCUGGCGGCCACACGGCCCAAGGCCAAGGAGGCCGGCAUCAACGAGGGCAACCGCGACGAGGUGUUCCAGUACUUCGUGACCCGGGUGCGCGCACGGCUCCACAUCGUGCUCUGCAUGAGCCCCGUGGGCGACGCCUUCCGCUCGCGCUGUCGCAUGUUCCCCUCGCUCGUCAACUGCUGCACCAUCGACUGGUUUGUGCAGUGGCCACGGGAGGCGCUGCUCUCCGUGUCCCAGACCUUCUUCCAGCACGAGGACUUCGGCGGCGGCGAGGAGCUGAAGGCCAGCUUCUCCCUGAUGUGCGUGGAGGUCCACGUCAGCGUCACCGACAUGGCGGAGCGCUUCUACGGAGAGCUGCGCCGCCGCUACUACACCACGCCCACCUCCUACCUGGAGCUCAUCAACCUCUACCUGGCCAUGCUGCGGGAGAAGAGGGAGCAGCUGGUGGUGGCCCGGGACCGCGUGAAGAACGGCCUCACCAAGCUGCUGGAGACCAACGUCCUGGUGGACAAGAUGAAGAUCGACCUGUCGGCACUGGAGCCCGUGCUGCUGCAGAAGUCCACCGACGUCAACGCGCUGAUGGAGAAGCUGGCCGUGGACCAGGAGAGCGCCGACAAGGUGCGCGAGGUGGUGAAGGAGGACGAGGCCUUGGCCACGGUGAAGGCCGAGGACACCCAGGCCAUGGCGGACGACGCCCAGCGGGACCUGGACGAGGCUCUGCCCGCCCUGGAGAGCGCCAACAAGGCCCUCAACGCCCUGGACAAGGCCGACAUCUCCGAGAUCAGGGUCUUCACCAAGCCCCCCGACAUGGUCAUGACCGUCAUGGAGGCCGUGUGCAUCCUGCUCAACGCCAAACCGGACUGGGCCGGGGCCAAACAGCUGCUAGGGGACUCCACCUUCCUGAGGCGCCUGAUGGAGUACGACAAAGCCAACAUUAAGCCCCAGAUCCUGAUGAAGCUGCAGAAAUACGUCAACAAUCCCGACUUCAUCCCGGAGAAGGUGGAGAAGGUCUCCAAAGCCUGCAAAUCCAUGUGCAUGUGGGUCAGAGCCAUGGACCUGUACUCCCGGGUCCUGAAGACAGUGGGCCCCAAGAGAGCCAAGCUAGCCGCGGCGCAGGCGGAGCUGGACGAGACCAUGGCCACGCUGGCGGAGAAGCAGGCCCAGCUGCAGGCGGUGCAGGAGCAGAUCAGAGUCCUGCAGGAGCAGUUCACCAGCAGCAUGGCUGAGAAGGACGAGCUGGCCCAGACCAUGGCCCUGACAGAGAGGCGGCUGGGCCGCUCGGGGAAGCUGACGGCGGCGCUGGGCAGCGAGCAGGCCCGCUGGGCCGAGAGCAUCGCGCUCUUCGAGGAGGAGAUCCACAACGUGGUGGGCAACGUGUUCAUCGCGGCCGCCUGCGUGGCCUACUACGGGGCCUUCACCGCCCAAUACCGCCAGCUGCUCAUCGACCACUGGAUGGCGCAGUGCCAGGAGCUGUCCAUCCCCAUCAGCGAAAGCUUCAGCCUGAUCAACAUCCUUGGCGACCCCUACGUCAUCCGCCAGUGGAACAACGAGGAGUUGCCCCGGGAUACCGUCUCCACGGAGAACGCCAUCCUGGUGACCCGAGGCCGGCGCUGGCCCCUCAUGAUCGACCCCCAGGAUCAGGCGAACCGAUGGAUUCGGUCCAAGGAAAGUAAGAACGGGCUGAAGGUGAUCAAGCUGACGGACUUCAGCUUCCUGCGCACGCUGGAGAACGCCAUCCGCAUGGGCAUGCCCGUGCUGUUGGAGGAGUUGAAGGAGACCGUCGACCCAGCCCUGGAGCCCAUCCUGCUGAAGCAGACGUUUGUGUCAGGCGGCCGCCUGCUGAUCCGCCUCGGGGACUCGGACAUCGACUACGACAAGAACUUCCGCUUCUACAUGACCACCAAAAUGGCCAACCCACACUACCUGCCUGAGGUGUGCAUCAAAGUGACCAUCAUCAACUUCACCGUGACCAAGUCUGGCCUGGAGGAUCAGCUGCUAAGUGACGUGGUUCGUCUGGAGCGUCCGGACCUGGAGGAGCAGAGGAACCAGCUCAUCGUCCGCAUCAACGCCGACCGCAACCAGCUGAAAGCCAUCGAGGACCGCAUCCUGAAGCUGCUCUUCACCUCCGAGGGGAACAUCCUGGACAACGAGGAGCUGGUGGUCACCCUGCAGGAGUCCAAGGUGACGUCGGAGGCCAUCCAGCUGCGGCUGCAGGAGGCGGAGGCCACGGAGGAGAUGAUCAACGCCGCCCGCGAGCGCUACAGGCCCGUGGCCACGCGCGGCUCCCUCAUGUACUUCGUCAUCGCCAGCCUCUCGGAGAUCGACCCCAUGUACCAGUUCUCCCUCAAGUACUUCAAGCAGCUCUUCAACGGGACCAUCGAGACGUCGGAGCCCGACAGCGAGCUGGAGCGCCGGCUGCAGACGCUGCUGGACCAGACGCUGCUGGCCUCCUACUCCAACGUGGCGCGGGGCCUCUUCGAGCGCCACAAGACCAUCUACAGCUUCCUGCUGUGCCUGGAGAUCAUGAGGCAGCGGGGGGAGGUGUCCGAGGCCGAGUGGCAGCACUUCCUGCGCGGGGCGCCGGCCCUGGACGAGGGGUGCGCGGCCCGGCCCGACGCCCCGUGGCUCAGUGACCUCCAGUGGCAGACGUGCUGCGGGCUGGAGAGCACGCUGCCCUGCUUCAGGGGCCUCGGCCGCAGCCUCACCAGCUCCAACAUCUGCAUCAAGCUGGGCCGUAUGCAGGCGUCCGUCAACCCCGAGAGCUGGGAGGGCUACGACUCCCUGGAGGCGGGGGGGCCGAGCCAGCGGAGCCACUGGAACGAGAAGCUGGGCGACUUUCAGAAGCUGCUGCUCAUCAAGAGCUUCAUGGAGGAGAAGGUGGUGUUCGCCGUCACCCAGUUUGUGAUCGUGAGCCUGGGGCAGCCGUUUGUGGAGAACCCGCCGGUGGACCUGGCCACGCUGUACGGCGACAUGACGCCCGCCACCCCGCUGCUCUUCAUCCUCAGCACGGGCUCCGACCCCAUGGGGGCCUUCCAGCGCUUCGCCAAGGAGAGGGACUGCCUGGACAGGGUGAAGUCCAUCUCACUGGGCCAGGGCCAGGGCCCGAUCGCCGAGAAGCUCAUCCGGGAAGCCCUGGAGAGCGGCGAGUGGAUCUUCCUCCAGAACUGUCACCUGGCCGUCUCCUGGAUGCUGGCCAUGGAAGAGCUCAUUAAAACCUUCACGGAGCCCGACACCUCCAUCCAUCAGAACUUCCGUCUGUUCCUCAGCUCCAUGCCCAGCAAAGUGUUCCCCGUUACCGUGCUGCAGAACUCUGUCAAAGUGACCAACGAGCCGCCCAAAGGCCUGCGGGCCAACGUGCGGCGGGCCUUCACCGAGAUCUCCGGAAGCUACUUCGAGGAGCACGUCCUGGGGCGCCCCUGGAGGAAGAUCGUGUUCGGAGUCUGCUUCUUCCACGCCAUCAUACAGGAGAGGAAGAAGUUCGGGCCUCUGGGCUGGAACAUCGGCUACGAGUUCAGCGACAGCGACCGGGAGUGUGCCCUGCUCAACCUUCAGCUCUACUGCAAGGACACCACCAUACCCUGGGACGCUCUCACCUACAUCACCGGUGAGAUCACCUACGGGGGCCGGGUGACAGACGCCUGGGACCAGCGCUGUCUCCGGACCGUCCUGAAGGGCUUCUUCUCCCCGGGGACCCUGGAGCCCGGCUACACCUACUCCCCCUCAGGUGUCUACCUCGCCCCAGAAGAAGACCGGCUGGACGUGUACAAGAAGUACAUCGAGAGUCUGCCCAUCCUGGACGACCCCGAGGUCUUCGGCAUGCACGAGAACGCCAACCUCGCCUUCCAGCGGCUGGAGACCCUGACGCUGAUCAGCACCAUCCUGGAGGUGCAGCCGCGCUCCUCCGCCCAGGGCGGGGGCAAGAGCAACGACGAAAUCAUCCACGAGCUGGCCGACGCCAUCUUGGCUAAGAUACCCGAGCGUCUGGAUAUGGACGAGGCUGAGGAGCAGCUCUUCGUCCGGGACGCCAGCGGCCGGCUGGACUCCCUGACCACGGUGCUGGGGCAGGAGGUGGACCGCUUCAACCACCUGCUCAGGGUGCUCAGGACCUCUCUGAGCACGCUGCAGAAGGCCCUGGCCGGCCUGGUGGUGAUGUCGGAGGAGAUGGAGCGCAUCUCCAGCAGCUUCCUCAACAACCAGGUGCCCUCCCACUGGGCCGGCGCCGCAUACCCCUCCCUGAAGCCGCUGGCCUCCUGGGUCCGCGACCUGGCCCUCCGCACCAGCUUCAUCCAGAGCUGGAUCACACGCGGUCAGCCCAAAUCGUUCUGGAUUUCCGGAUUAUUCUUCCCCCAGGGCUUCCUCACCGGGACGCUCCAGAACCACGCCCGGCGUUACAGCCUGCCCAUCGACGAGCUGGGCUUCGGCUUCAGCGUGCUGCCGCUCUACAGGGACCAGGCGGCCGUCGCUGAGGCCCUGGGGGGCCUGACCAGCAUCAAGGCCCCCCUGGACAUGGACGAAGAGCUGCCGGCGCCCGAGGACGGCGUGCUGGUCCACGGCAUGUUCAUGGACGCCUGCCGCUGGGACGACGUCGCCAUGGCGAUGGAGGACGCGUUGCCGCGGGAGAUGAACCCGCCGCUGCCCGUGGUCCACUUCGAGCCGCGGCUCAACUACGACCCCGAGCCGGCCCUGUACCAGGCGCCGCUCUACAAGACCUCCGCCCGGGCCGGGACGCUGUCCACCACCGGUCACUCCACUAACUUCGUGGUGACGGUUCUGCUGCCGACCAGCAGACCAAGUGACUACUGGAUCUCCAAGGCCUCCGCACUGCUGUGUCAGCUCAACGAAUAACACACACACACUGACAAACACACACACACACGCAACAAAACACACACGCACACACACACACACACACACACAACCCACCUCCUCCAUUCAGCCAAAAGAGCUUGAAAAGCACGACUAAGAUAUUUUUCAGAAACUGCCUGAAGAGGUAAAACUUCCUUUUCAUCUCAUGUUUUCCUCUACCUUCAUAAAACGCUCCGUCUGA